CACUGUUACGAAGAAGCGAUAGCGUGUCAGGCCUACGAGGGUUUGAAUCGUGAUGAGCGUGCGCAUGCGAUGCUGUUGAUUCUGAACGAGUUACUGAGGAUUGGGAAUGUGAACGCGGAGAAGAGACGAAUCAAGUCGUUGAACCAAGAAGCGAUUCUCAGCAAUCAACGCAACGUUAUCGACACGAACGCGAUCGAUUGGCUCUGCGAGGACAUUUACUCGAACACGGUGCACUCGAGAACUGCAAAGUUACUGAUCGCUGAGAAAUUUGAGAAGAUCUACGAGGUGUGUACGCGUUGUAUGUCGACCAAUCGUACAGUCUCAUGCCAAAUCAUCCUACUAGAGAUACUGCCCCGAUUGCUGUCAUUUCAAAACAUACUCGAAGCUGACAACGACAACUACGAGGGUUGUGCCGUCGAGCCGUCAUCUGUGUUCACGUACGUCCUCUCGCUGACCAACAAACACCCGCAGUCCCUGGCCACUCUCGGCUUGUUCAUCCUGGACAAGCCUCAGCAGUUACGUGCUCGAAUCCCACAACUACUCGGUGUUAUUCAACAGAUGUUACAAUCCGCUAUUAAUAAACGAAAAGCAUCGGAUGAGAAUGUGUUCACAUGCCUCACGUUGGUUGUACGUGCACUGGAUGUGAAUAUUGAGAAUGACAUACGUAAUCUGCUACCACUGUUAUUCGCCACGGGGCUGUCGAAAGGUCUGAUCGACGUAACAUACGAGAUAAUGGUGUGCAUUCCAUCGCUGAAGACGGACGUCCAAGAUGGAUUGUUGAAAGAAUUGUGUCAGUUACUGAUGAAUCGCAAACUACCCAACAAACUCGAUCCACCAUCGUCCCCGCCAAUCCCAUCCGGACCCGUUCAAGUGACCAAUGUCGCUGUCACAAAACUUGCACUCGCGGCAUUAGCUAAAUUCGAUUUCCAACGACAUGCACUUCAGAUGUUCAUUAAAUAUAUCGCACACGUUAGUAUAUCUUUAUUGUUAUUGUUAGUGCUGCUGUUGCAUUAUGAUAUAUGCUGUAGUUAUUUGAAGUUGGAAGUGAAUUAG
Messenger RNA from Anisakis simplex (herring worm), 1053 nucleotides. NCBI's taxonomy places the organism in Eukaryota, Metazoa, Nematoda, Chromadorea, Rhabditida, Anisakidae. The record is from the annotation of a GenBank genome assembly.